Molecule: messenger RNA, 5136 nt
Organism: Symbiodinium natans
Lineage: Eukaryota; Dinophyceae; Suessiales; Symbiodiniaceae
Source: the annotation of a GenBank genome assembly
AUGCCCAAGCUGAACUUCAUGCAUGCUGACUCUUGGAACGUGCAAGGCAAACCAUUACCUUUUAUCCUGGACUGGCUUAGGCUUGAGCACAACGUUGUGGAUGUCCUCUCCCUUCAAGAGGUGGGAGGAACGAGCUCUUUGGUGGAGAAGCCUGGGGCCCCUGCUGAAGCCGGUUCUUUACGUGAAUUCAUUUUUGAUGACAAUGAACAUCAGGCCUACAUUGCUCUAGGUACCAGUGACCUUCAAUCCCACUUAGCCCAGGUGAUAUUGCUCAACCGUGCAGGCGUUGAUUGUGUUCUUGAGUCCUGCAAAGCUGAGCGAUUGAUAGGGGUUCACUACAUUGAAGCUGUUACCAAUGAGCAUAGAUGGGUUUAUUCAGUCCACUUGCCUCACAAUGACAACAGCGAUGAUAUUUUCAACGCCAGCCUCGAUGAGAUCGCUAAGCAUAGCAACACACACCAGGACGAUGAUGCGAUUUUCAUUGGUGACUUUAAUGCAGAGUUUGGGACAGCCCGAGCCAUUCAAUUAGAUGCUCUGUUCAAUUCCUUUGGAUAUGUCUGCUUUCGUGCUGGAGUCCCGACGAGACACGGUAGGCAUUCCUCUACUGAGUUGGACUAUGCGUAUGUUAGCCGCAAGCUUGCCUCCAAGUUGUGCAGACACAUUGCCCAGCCCCCCAGACUACAGGUCCAUGAUGGUUCCAGAACUGCAAUAGGCUCUGACCAUGACAGGAUCACGUUACACCUCCUACUUGAAGCUCGUCCCAUGACUAAAGGACGCAAAGCCCGAAAAAGACCCAAUAAGGGCAAGUGUGGCCGCUGGAGUGUUGGAGCCAAUCUUGGAGAUGUGCUCCCUUCUGUCAGAGACGGUUUCGCUGAGCUUAGUCUGCAUGGCAAGUGGGAAUCCCUCAAGCAAGUACAAGCAGUGGCCACUUAUCCCACGCCCUCCCAGAAGUUCAGGGAUAGCCAAAGCCUUAAAGACCUUUGUCGUCAGCGACGAGAGUGUCAUGAUGCAGCACGCAGACUGGAACUCACGAGGCUGGUGCUUGCCAGGCGCCGGGCAGAGAAGCUUGCCUGGUUGCAGGAACUUGAAAAAGCAGCAGCUGAUGGUCAUGCGCAGUCUAUUCGUUACCUUCGCAAUCGUACUAGACAACAUUCUGACAUGAGUGGACUGGUUCGGGCCAAAGGUGGUGACGUUGAUGCUGCUGCUCGAUGUGUCAAGGAGCACUUUCGUGAACUCUUCAGUCCGCAGAUUCCCGCUGAACAAGAGGUGUCAGUCGAAUCUAUCUUCCGAGAUCUUCAGCUUGCCACUGGUGAGUUUGCCAUCAAAUAUUUUAGUGAGGAGGAGAUUGCUGCUGGUCUGAGUAAGGGUAAGAUGGGGAAGUCCACGGGCCUCAGUGGGAUCUCGUAUGAACUCUUGGUUGCCAUGUGGUCAAUGCCGGACGGACGCUUGAUUUUGCGGGAAUUUUUGAACAGUCUGCUUGAAUCCUCAGAGCACCCGACAGAGAUACACUGCAGUUUUGUGACGCUUGUCCCAAAACUUGCUGAGGUUGUCACUCCUGCACAGAUACGCCCCAUAAACCUCGUUGAAGCUUCUACUAAACUGUUUUGCACACUGCUGGUUCGUCGUCUCGUGGGUUGCUGGCCGGUGGCGCCAUGCCAGUUUGGUGGCCUGCCGGGAGGGCAAGUCGCGGAUGCGCUAGCCUCAGCACACUGGCAAACUUACUGCGAAAGUAUUGCUGACAAGAGUAGGGUUUGGGUCAAUGCUGAUAUGCAGGCGGCUUUUGACAGUAUCCACCAUGCAUCCGUGGCCAGAUUUGUUUGUGACCAUACGAAUCCGGAGCUUGCGCGUGAAGCCCUUCAGCUUCUCCGGGUUAUAUGCAGACCUUCGCUUCGCUUUGUGUACCAAGGGGAGGAGUGGCAUAUUGACCAGACUAGGGGAAUACAACAGGGGCACACUUUCAGCUCUAUUUUGUUCAGUUACCUCAUAGGUCAUGUGGUGCAAGAGCAGUUCACACAAUGGGAGUCUGAAGGUGAAAGCAGUUUUUUCGGUCAAUGGGGAUGGCUUUUUGUUGAUGAUCUUAUUUUACAUUUUGAUGACUGGACUGUGGCUAAGCGACUUCUCCCCAGGAUACAGCAGGCCUUGCACACCAUUGGACUUCAGUUCAAUCCCGCCAAGACCCAAGUUUUUGCUAGGCCUGAGAUGUUGGCCAGAGGUCGACGGGAAGUCCCUGAUGAUCAUGUGCUACACCAGUACACCUGGACAUCCGAGACUGCUUACCUACGUAAGCCCUUGCGCCACACUUCGGUCGGGGAAACCUCCUGGGACCUCUGGCUGCCUUUUGUCCAGCGUAGUGUACAUCACGGAGUUGUACAGAUGGCUCCUGUGCUUAAAGGUUUGACAUGGGCACAGCCUGCAUUGGCCCUGCAUCUGCUGAAUCGCUAUGUUGGAAGCAAGUGGCUGUGGGCUACCCGGUGUGGAUUUCCUAAUUCUCCACUGCACUGGCUCUUGCGGACGGCUAGCGCCGCGUAUGGAGAAGAUGUUCAGGUUGCCAUGGUUCUUGCUAAAGCUGCUGACCGUGAGUGCUGGCGUGAGACUGGCAGAAGGCACUUUCACAGCAUCAGCCUGGCAGAGAUGCACAGUCAUCUGCAUGCCGGCCUGUGGAAGCGGUGGCAACAUAGCAUCUUACAGCAUGUAUCGUGGCUCUUCAAUGUGGUCGUACUUUUCACUGGCUCGCAGCUCCGGAUAGUGUGGGUUGACACUGAAGAGGGUCUGGUUGCCUGGGAUAUUGAUGACAUGUGUUCAGGCAUUUGGCAGUUCUUUCACUAUGCUCGCAUGCGCUAUCCGUUCUGGGUGUUUGAAAUUAGCAUGACCGAGACUCUGUAUGAGUGUUAUCCUGGUGUCGUGGGGCUGGCAAGUCGAGCCCUGGAGGAAUAUCAUCAGGUCUGGGUCGACACCGAGUUCGGCGGCAUUCGGAAUGCCUUCAAGCAGAUCGACGAAGACAACACGAAGUCCAUCACAACCAAAGAGUUUGAGAAGGCUCUUCGGAACUUCAACUUCCCAAGGCAAUCCAAGGCCUUGUUCCAGAUGUUGGACAAGGAUGCCAACGGCAAGCUGGAAAUGGAAGACCUCAUCUUCCUUGAGAAGUGGCAGCCGCUUGAGUUCCUCCUCGUUGCCCCAGAUCACCACGCCAAGCAGGAGUUCCGGGAGCUUCUGCUGGCCAAGAUGGGAAGGUACCUGAAAGCCUGGAAGCGCAUCUUGGACAAGGAUGCAACAAACCGCUGCAACUGGUACGAGUUCCAGGAUGCCUGCCGAGAGAUUGGCUUCCGCGGGAACGUCGGUGGAGCCUGGCGGGCCUUUGACGAAGACCUCUCAGGUUACAUCACCUUAAAGGAGCUCGACGAGCAGGCAUCCGCGGUGCUGCUGGGCUUUCGGCGCUGGGCCAUUUAUGAGUUUGGCUCCGUCCGGCAACUCUUCCACACCUUCGACAAGGAUAAGUCCAACAGCCUCAGCUUCCUGGAAUGGCGGGGAGCUCUGCGGGUGUAUGGCUACGAUGGACCGAGCAGGGAGCUUUUCCAAGCCCUGGACGUGGACCAGGAGGGCACGCUGUCCAUGAAAGAGGUGGACUUCUUGGAUGACUGGGACCUGGACCUGGAAGAAGACCUUCCGGAGAACCAGAGCCGACGGCCCUCGAACCAACAGCGGCCGGCAAGCCCCAAAACGUCGCGGCGUGGCUCGGCGGUGCAAACAUCGGCCCGGCGCCUGUCCUUCGCUCGGCGCGCCUCCAUGCAGGAAGCUGCGAGAUCGCGUGCUGCAAAAGUGAUGUCGGCAUCGAACCUGAACCAGGACGAUAGUUCCGAUAGCUCGGAGCCUGAGGGCCCCAAGAACAUCGCGCGGCGCUGGAGGGUGCAGAAUCCUAUGGGCCUGGUCGGUUUGGCGAACAAAGUGGUCCUCAAAGCCAGGGCACCCAGGUUUUACAUGUCAAACGGCGUGGUCAUGGAGCGCUCGCAGGCGGGCAGCGCUCCCUCGACGAGCAGACCCUUCACACAGACGCUGACGCAGUCCUCGUUUGGAGUUGACAGUGAGCCCUUGCUAAGCCGCGAUUUGUCAGCGAGUCGGCCGACGACGCAAGAAAGGUUCUUAACCUUUUCCGAGGCAAGCAGCGAGCUUCCCUUCAGCCGACCGUUAACGGACGCAACGUUGGAUUUUGGAGAGGCCAGCAGUGAGCUGGCCAUGAGCCGCCCCAUCACGCAGCAGACAGUCACCUUCUCAGAGGCAAGCUCCGAGCUCCCGAUCUUCCCGACGCAGAAGACAGUUUCAGAGGCAGGCUUCGGAAGUGAGGCCGUGGCCUCCUUCUGCUUCGCGCCGGCCACGGGUGCAGAGGCCAUUGACCGCACCGGUCAAAGGGAAUACCUGACGCAGGCCCUUGGCCUGGAUCGCGAGAUGCCCGCGACUCCUCCGCUGCCCCACGCCAGGCCCCGGCGGCUUGGGUCCCUGGCGCGCCGACUCCGAGCAGCUCGGGACCGAGGGCGCUGGGUGGAGGCCCUGCAAAUUUGGCACUCCGCCAAGGGCGACGCUCAAGCGGUCAUGGGCAAAGCUGCCUGCGCCGAGGCGCUGGGGGCCAUGGUCAGGACGGCCAGCGCGGCAGAGGCCUCACAGCUGCUGCACGAGAUGCACGCCCAAAACAUUGAGCCAGACCAUGUGGCAGUGGGAUCUGCAGUCGCUGCCUGCGUCGCUGGUGGUGAGUGGGAGGAGGCCGUCAAGCUUCUCUCGGAAGUGGAGCUUUGGAAGCUUCCUGCAAAGUCCAUCGGGUCUGUGGCCUACAACGCUGCCAUCGGCGCCUGCGGCUACGCCCACUCGGCGGAGAGCGCCCUGCAGCUCCUCGUGAGAAUGGAUCGCCAGCAGAUACCCCGCACGCCUCGCACUUUCGGCGCCGCCAUCGGUGCCUGCGGCCGCGGCCACGCGUGGGUGGCGGCUCUGGGCCUCCUUGAAGAGAUGCGGAACUCUCGAUGGCCUGACGUGGCAGGCGCUGAUCCCGUUGCCCACGCCGGUGUCGUCUCCGCGUGUGCCAAGGCCAUCGUGUGGCGCCAAGCGCUGGCAUUGGUCAGGCAGAGCGCAGGGUACGACAUGCCACAAUAG